Molecule: messenger RNA, 1028 nt
Organism: Drosophila montana
Lineage: Eukaryota; Metazoa; Arthropoda; Insecta; Diptera; Drosophilidae
Gene: Obp19c
Product: Odorant-binding protein 19c
Exons: 2
Coding region: 274-810 (178 amino acids)
Biological process (GO): sensory perception of smell
Molecular function (GO): odorant binding
Source: RefSeq, a predicted model, not a curated record
UAUUCGUAUCUUUGCACUUGUAUUCGCAUACAAACAUACAUACAUACAUAUGUACAUGCAAAUGCAGUCAUUUGUUGUUAAUGUGCGUGUUUUUAAUUUGUUUAUUUGUGAUUUGUGAUAUGUGGAAUGACAAUGACAAUGACAACGAUGCAUCUUGAACUUGAGCCACGCCCGCUUUGUGGCGUCAGCGCAAUUGGGCUUAAACGUGGUGAAGGUUAUUCGGCUGCAAGAGUUCCAUUAUAAAAGCCCGUGUAGACAUAUUGGCAGCCACAGAUGAGCGACAAGAUGAUGAUUUACAAUACGCUGCUCUUGUUACUUGCAUUGGCCGGCUGCAGCUGGAUGCAGUGCGUCCGGGCACAGUCGCAAACGCCGGGCUUCGAUCUGAGUCGUCUGUUUGGUGCGCGCAGCAAUGAGCCGCUUUCAAAGCUCAUCGAUCGCAAUUUGCCAGAGGUUCAGGAGAUAAUUGACCGCACCAAAAAUAGGUGCCUCAAGCAGCUGCAGAUGUCGGCGUCGCAGCGCUCGCUGAUCCGCGAGCCGCGCCCCACCGAGCAGGAGAAGUGCCUGGUCGCGUGCGUCCUAAAGGGCAUUCAAAUUAUGGACAGCAGCAGCAACAAGCUGAACCUGCGCCGCGUCCAGGAGCUGACCAGCCAGGUCACCGAUAACAACAAACUGGCCGUCACGCUGAGCUGCAGCCUGGCCCAGAGCUGCAAUCGGGCCGUCAGCACCCAAGAGCCAUGCGAGGCGGCACAUCAGCUGAACCAGUGCAUCGGCCGGCAAAUGCUGCGCAACGGGGUCAAGCUGAGCUGGUGACCAGUGUUGCCAACUGCCGCGACAAAAAUGUAGCCAAAAAUUGUUCAAAAAUAGCUGAAUCAGCUUUCUGAGGCACACAUACGUAUGUAUAUCCCAUGUUUAUAAUUAAAUAGGAUUUUCGAAAAAGAAUAUAAUAUAUAUAUAUACGUAUAUAUAUAAUGUAUAUUUCCUAAUUCGCAUAUUCAACUUCAUAUAAGAUAUAUAAAUAUAUAUAUCCU